Plectropomus leopardus (leopard coralgrouper) is the source of this 1227-nucleotide messenger RNA. RefSeq names its product sonic hedgehog signaling molecule b (gene shhb). Lineage: Eukaryota; Metazoa; Chordata; Actinopteri; Perciformes; Serranidae. Gene Ontology annotation, molecular function: calcium ion binding; patched binding. Gene Ontology annotation, biological process: regulation of gene expression; intein-mediated protein splicing; cell-cell signaling. The record is from RefSeq and is a predicted model, not a curated record.
AUGGUCCUGAUGAGAGUGAUGCUGUCGCUGUCCCUCUGCGUACUGCUGACGUCCGGUGGCUCCGGCUGCGGACCGGGCAGGGGGUACGGGAAGCGGAGGCACCCCAAGAAGCUGACACCUCUGGCCCUCAAACAGUUCAUCCCCAACGUGGCGGAGAAGACCCUGGGAGCCAGCGGCAAGUACGACGGCAAGAUCAGCCGCAACUCGGACAGGUUCAAGGACCUGACUCCCAACUACAACCCUGACAUCAUCUUUAAGGACGAGGAGAACACCAACGCAGACCGACUCAUGACACAGAGGUGUAAGGACAAACUCAACUCUUUGGCUAUUUCAGUCAUGAAUCAGUGGCCCGGGGUCAAACUGCGAGUCACAGAGGGCUGGGAUGAGGACGGCCAUCAUUCGGAGGAGUCUCUGCACUAUGAGGGCAGAGCGGUGGACAUCACCACUUCAGACCGGGACAAGAGCAAGUACGGCAUGCUGUCCCGGCUGGCUGUGGAGGCUGGCUUUGACUGGGUCUACUAUGAGUCCAAAGCCCACAUCCACUGCUCCGUGAAAGCAGAAAACUCUGUGGCAGCGAAGUCUGGAGGUUGCUUCCCUGGUUCGUCUACCGUGACCCUGGCAGAUGGAACGACCAAACCACUGAAGGAGCUACAACUGGGAGACAAGGUGCUAGCUGCUGACCAAAAAGGAAAUCUUGUUCUCAGUGACUUUCUGAUGUUCAUGGACCAGGACCAACAGGUUGUGAGAGAGUUCCAUGUCCUGGAGACUGAAGAGCCACGCUGCAGACUGAAACUGACUCCGGCUCACCUUGUCUUUGUCCAGAACAACAAUGACAGCAGUGACAACAGGGCUGUGUUUGCCAGUAAUGUCAAACUAGGACAGCAGCUUCUUGUUGUCCAGAAUCACUGGUCCGACCAGCUCAUCUCUGCAAGAGUGAUUAGAAUUCAUGUGGAGCGAUAUAUAGGAUCCUAUGCGCCUGUAACAUCUCACGGAACCAUUGUAGUUGACCGUGUUUUGGCGUCUUGCUAUGCUGUGGUUGAGGAUCAUGACCUUGCACACUGGGUUUUUGUGCCAGUCCGACUGUGGCGCUCCUUCUUGUCACUGGUCGGGAUGGUGAAAGAGCUCAGCAGUGUGCACCAAAGAGAUGGAGUCCACUGGUAUCCAGAGCUCCUCUACCAUGUGGGACGUUGGGUUUUGGAUAGCAGCUCUUUUCACCCACAAAGCUGA